Messenger RNA from Hevea brasiliensis (rubber tree), 1841 nucleotides. Its product is annotated as high-affinity nitrate transporter 2.1-like. The record is from RefSeq and is a predicted model, not a curated record. The transcript is spliced from 3 exons. Gene Ontology annotation, molecular function: nitrate transmembrane transporter activity. Gene Ontology annotation, biological process: nitrate transmembrane transport; cellular response to nitrate. Bases 58 to 1650 code for a protein of 530 amino acids. NCBI's taxonomy places the organism in Eukaryota, Viridiplantae, Streptophyta, Magnoliopsida, Malpighiales, Euphorbiaceae. Gene Ontology annotation, cellular component: plasma membrane; plant-type vacuole membrane.
UGAGUUUUCUUGAUAUUUUCCCACUUCAAUUCUCUACUUCUUUCUAUAGAGAGAAAAAUGAGUGAUAUUGAGGGAUCCCCAGGUAGCUCCAUGCAUGGAGUGACUGGAAAAGAGCAAGCCUUUGCGUUCUCAGUUGCUUCACCUGCUGUCCCAACAGAUACAACAGCAAAAUUUGCCUUACCAGUUGAUUCUGAGCACAAGGCCAAAGUGUUUAAGAUUUUUUCUUUUGCUAACCCUCACAUGAGAACCUUUCACCUUUCUUGGAUUUCCUUUUUCACUUGUUUCAUCUCUACUUUCGCUGCAGCCCCUCUUGUUCCCAUCAUCCGUGAUAACCUCAAUCUUACCAAAAAUGACAUUGGUAAUGCUGGAGUUGCUUCUGUCUCUGGAAGCAUCUUCUCUAGGCUUGCAAUGGGUGCUGUUUGUGAUCUGCUAGGUCCAAGAUAUGGGUGUGCCUUCCUCAUAAUGUUAUCUGCCCCAACUGUGUUUUGUAUGGCGUUUGUAUCCUCAGCUGGAGGAUACAUAACCGUCAGAUUCAUGAUUGGGUUCUCUCUUGCAACCUUUGUAUCUUGCCAGUACUGGAUGAGCACAAUGUUCAAUAGCAACAUUAUAGGGCUUGUCAAUGGAACCGCCGCUGGGUGGGGGAACAUGGGUGGUGGUGCAACUCAGCUAAUAAUGCCCUUGGUGUAUGACUUGAUUCAGCGAGCAGGGGCAACUCCAUUCACUGCUUGGAGGAUAGCAUUUUUUGUUCCAGGAUGUCUUCAUGUGAUAAUGGGAAUCUUGGUCUUGACUUUAGGCCAAGACUUGCCUGAUGGGAACCUAGGAGCCCUGCAGAAGAAGGGCAACGUUGCCAAGGAUAAGUUCUCUAAGAUUCUUUGGUAUGCUAUUACAAACUAUAGAACUUGGAUCUUUGUUCUUCUUUACGGAUACUCCAUGGGUGUUGAAUUGUCCACUGAUAAUGUUAUCGCCGAGUACUUCUACGAUAGGUUUAAUCUUAAGCUUCACACGGCUGGUGUCAUUGCUGCUACCUUUGGUAUGGCGAACGUUGUUGCUCGUCCCUUUGGUGGAUUUGCUUCUGAUAGAGCAGCAAGAUACUUUGGCAUGAGGGGUAGGUUAUGGGUCCUCUGGAUUCUCCAAACACUAGGAGGGGCCUUCUGUAUCUGGCUUGGCCGAGCUAAUUCCCUUCCAAUUGCUGUCUUGGCAAUGAUUCUCUUCUCUGUUGGGGCUCAGGCUGCUUGUGGAGCUACUUUUGGUAUAAUCCCCUUCAUUUCUCGCCGAUCUUUGGGUAUUAUUUCAGGCCUAACUGGUGCUGGUGGAAACUUUGGUUCUGGUUUAACGCAAUUAAUCUUCUUCACAAGUUCAAGAUUCUCCACAGCAACUGGUCUUUCUUUGAUGGGCGUUAUGAUUGUGUGUUGCACUCUUCCUGUUACAUUAGUAUACUUCCCACAGUGGGGUGGAAUGUUCCUUCCACCAUCUAGAGACAUCGUGAAAUCUACCGAAGAAUUCUAUUAUGGAUCAGAAUGGAAUGAGGAGGAGAAGCAGAAGGGGCUGCACCAGCAAAGCAUCAAGUUCGCCGAGAACAGCCGAUCAGAGGGUGGCAAGCGCGUUGCUUCAGCUCCUACACCACCAAAUUCCACACCUAACCAUGUCUAGUUCACACGGAAAGAAAAUGCAGAUGGAUGAAAGAUUGCAAGUUCUUCGCCACAAAUAAUUUGCUUGAGUGGUGUAUCAUAUGCCCUACCCUUAUUUUUCAUACUUAAUUUAGAAGAAUCAAAGAUCUUACCCCAUAAAAGAAAAAGAAAAUUUACUUGUAUAUCAUAUCUGGAAUAUUCCAAGGAUUUAUG